CUUUCAGUUUUCUUUGCUUUUUAUAUUAUAGAAAGAUUUCUCUAAGAAAAAUAUUUAAAGUUGCAUCUUUUAUGCAUCUACUAGGAAGGAUACAAUAUAAAUUAGUAUUUCUCUAAAAACGGGCCCGUAAUGCACUGCGAGCAUUUUGGCGCGCUACUUCUCAAAUGUUCGGUGAUCGUCUAGAAUUCUGUACCUUCUUUCUCGACAUUCUCCUAAACUAAUUGACGGAUGACAUCCACACGUGGAACAUAUAUUGUUAUGCAAGAUAUAUAUGUAAGGUUAUCAUGAUCAUUGUAACAUCAUGAAUGGUACAGCUAUCCAAGACACCCCAAUAGCAGUGGAUAUCUGGACCAGGCGGGUGUGUCUCAAGAGUCGCUUGUUCUUUCUCUCCCACGCACAUGCUGACCACACCCAAGGUCUCACUUCAUCAUGGACAAAAUACAAGAUCUACUGCUCAGAAAUCACCAAGCGCAUUCUUAUGCACAAACUCAAUGUAAACGAGGAUCUCCUUGUGGCAUUACCUUUAGGAGAACCUGUGGUCUUACCCUUAGACGAAGAAGGGCGGGAAAUGCUAACUGUAACCCUCCUUGAUGCAAACCACUGCCCUGGAGCGGUCAUGUUCCUGUUUGAAGGCUACUUUGGGACAAUUCUCUACACAGGUGACUUCCGAUUUAAGCCAGCUAUGCUGUUACACGAAUCACUCAAAGGUAAACAAAUUGACAAGCUUUACCUGGAUAACACUUACUGCCAUCCCUCAUGUAAUUUCCCCACAAAAACUAAAACAAUGAAGCUCAUAUUUGAUAUUAUAAGGCGACGUUUGGGUGAUGACAUUAUUAUCCCCCUGAGGACUCUGGGGAAAGAAGAUUUGCUGGUGAAGAUUGCCCUUGAGUUUAAUUGCUGGAUUGGUGUUACUCCGAAGAAAAUGGAGCUGCUCAAAUGGCUAGACCUUCCGGAUGUUUUCACUUCUGAAUGGCACAAAACUCAAAUAAUUGUGGCUCAGCACCCUGUCAACAGUUAUACCCUGAGUCAGUUCCGAGAUCCUUUUGUUAUCCUUCCAACUGCCCUCUAUGAAGGUGAAAAAAGCAAUCCUUAUAGACACUUGCCAAACUAUGUAACAGUCCCUUAUUCAGAUCAUUCAAGCUUUAAAGAGCUUUUGCGUUUUGUAUCUGGAAUCGCCCCUGCGGAGGUCAUUCCACUCGUUUCUUCAUGCUACACUGAUAUGGAGGUCUUUGAGAGCUUCCUCUCGCCCCGUUUAUUACCUGUACCAGUUGUACCUGACACUGUAAAGAAAUUCAUGAAAAUUGAUAUUCUAUCCAUGAAUUCUAAAAAGUCUAGAGCACGGCAGAAACCUCGUCAAUUGAAACGGAAGCGUAUGGGUGUGGUGUUUGAUGAUGAGGUUGAUGAUUCGACCGACAAUGAUUCUCGUAUUGGGGCAAGGCGUGGAAUUGACCAAUCAAUCAUUCCAGUUAACAUCAAUGUGGUUAUUGACGUGAGUAUUGGCAAGAGGGGUGCAGUGACUGAAGAUGGAAGAAUUUCAUCAGACAAAUUGAUUCAAACUUCAAAAGUCUCUCCAAGUGAACCCGCACACAAAAGACUAAAGUCAAUGAGUGGGGAAUAUAUAUCUACUAAGAAAUACUCAAACACAAUUUCGCAACAGACAGCGCUACAUUCAAUCGUUCCUGGAAACCUGUUAGAAGAGGUUAAUUCCUUUGAAUCGUCACCCCCCUGUAUCAAUGGUGAGCCAGGCGAAUUUGAGUACUCGACGAAAAAUAAGCCCAGUACAUCAGAUAUGAGACGGAAGCCAUUAGGCGGCACUCUACCAACUUCUAAACAAAUGAAACUAACCAGCUCAGAGUCGCCAGAUGAUGAACCUUUCAACGACCUAGAUGUAACUAUGUUGGAUUAUAUUUCAGACGCAGGAAAAGAGACCACGGUGCAGAAUGAUUCGUCAGAGGGUCGGAACCCCCUGAGAGAAGUAGAUCCCAAUAAUCCGAACAAUCUUUCAGAAAUAGAGUCUCCUGUAUACGAGGAUUUAACAAAGGGCCAGAACCUAUCGGGGGUGGACCCCAAGCAGACGUCCAACAUUUCAGAAAUAGAGUCUGCUGUACAUAACGAGUCGUCAGAGAGCAAGAACUUCUUAAGGGAGGAUCCCAAACAGACGUCCAACAUUUCAGAAAUAGAGUCUGCUGUACAUAACGAGUUGUCAGAGGGCCAGAACGUCUUAAGUCUAGAUCCCAAGCAAACGACCCACAUUUCAGAAAUAGAGUCUGCUGUACACAACGAGUCGUCAGAGGGCCAGAAAGUCUUAAGCCUAGAUCCCAAGCAGACGUCCAACAUUUCAGAAAUUGAGUCUGUUGUACAUAACAAGUUGUCAGAGGGUCCUCAGAGAGUCGUCAUGAUUUCUCGUUGCCACCAAGAGGGACCUACCCUGACAACUCAGGCUGAGGACGUAGUCAGUGACUCAGACUCUGAGUCCGUCGACCAUAGCACUGAUAUGAAUUAUUUUUUAGUCCCAGACAUUCGUGUAUACUCGAAUAAGGGGCUAGUUACACCUGGUAAGCAAACGCUUGAACAAGACUCUGAGCUCUGCACUAACAAUGAUGUGGAGUCAUCGGGGUCUUCUCUUGGACAGCCAAACUCACCUUUACCAGGGCAAACUGAAAAGUACUUUCCCCCGAUGGCAAAAGAUUCCUUGAAUCAACCUGAAGUUCAUUCAUCCUCUACGGGACAACCAGGAUCUGGAUUGGUGAGGCAAUCGAUGGCACAGUCCAAGAUAGAUAAGCGCCAUUGCACUUCACAGAUCAGAAAUAGCAAGCGCGUUUGUAGAGCAAGUUAUCAAAGAAUAGUGAAAUUAGACCACAGUUAUUUAAAGUUGUCAAAGACAGUGUGUUGUGCAUGUACACCCGCUGCCGGUGGUAGGGCUCCUAGUAAACCCAAGGCAGAUGUGAUCAAGCAGAUAUCACUGCAUGGAUCAGAUGUCCACGCAAGGACAACGAUACAGAAUACAAACUUUGUCAAGGAGACUAGUUUUAGCUCUGAAGUACCAUGCCAAGUCGCCGAAUAUGCCACCGUCGCGACAUGUGCCAGCAAUAGACAAAGAAAGUCGGGGACUGUGCUGAGCAUGUUAAAUUUGAGAGUUGUUUUGGACUCUUUGGAUUCACGCAAAUACAAGAGGCUGGCUUCUGUUUCAGGCCUAGCGAAACCUGCUUCAAAACAACCAAAUCUUUAUAAACGGCAAUCAAACGAGGAAGAAGGGCAUUGUUUUGAAAGGACUGAGAAUGGGACGACGACGAGACAAGCUUCACCUGGCCUGUUGGCAGGGAACGAGCGACACCAAGACGGGGGACAUCGCGAUAAGAGGAACCAUGAGACAUACGGGAAUAACGACACAGAAUGUGAUGCUAAUUCUUCUCUCGUGAGCAUUAAUAUCGAGCAUCCAGACUCGGACACGCUCUCUGCUUUGCAAGAUGUUGAUAAUAGUGACACUGCAUCUAAUACGGAGAACUUUGACCAACACCGGGAUAGUAGUUUUUCUUCUGCUACUGUCAGAAAUGAGUCAGUAAAUGAUGAUUACCACACAAAGGAAUCAGCCUCAAGACAUCUCAAAGAUUAUGUUGCUGUUGAUAAACCUAUGGACGUUGAAUCCCAACAACGUCAGCCGAUGGUAUCUCCAGGAGUUACUGUGAAACAGGAACCGGAAGACAGAGGGUACACAGGUGGAUCCAUCUCGCCAGGCCAUCCUACAGGAGGAUAUCAACCCUCAGAUUAUGUUGAUAAACCUGGACAAGUUGAUUGCCAUUGUCACCAACAGAUGUCUCCUGACGCAUUUGCUGUUAAGCAGGAACCGGAAGAUGAUGACUGCAUGGCUGGAUCAAGGUUAGGGCACCUCUCAAAUGAAUCGUCUAGCGGGAUCGAAUUUGGAGACAUUCACCGUUCCAAAUCGAUUAAGCCAUUUGAAGUUACUGGGAAGAAGGAGCCCAACCUUAAUUUAGGUGGAUCAUCCACACCAGUGAAACGCCCUUCUUCGGACUCAAUCAAUUCCAGGAAGUCUUACAACCAUUCCCAAGUGAUGAUGCCAUCAGAUUCUGUUGUGAAGAAAGAGCCAGAGAACGACUUAAGCUUGGGUGAAGCCACCCGAUCAGAUGAGCACGUCAUGUCUAGGAGCGUUACUUGCCCACAUCAACAUCUUUCAUCUGUCACGGUGAAGAAGGAACCACAAGAUGCUGAUCUCAACACGGAUGUCUCAACCUUGUCUGGACAUUUCCCAAAUGAACCCCGCUCUCCUGGUUAUGCAAACGCCAUUAUGGAAUCUGUGUCCCAGUCUAACAAAAGACGUAACGAGGAUCGUCCUGUCAGAAACAAUAGAGCUUCGCUAUUUGCUGAAUGUAGCAACUCUAAUAGAGAGCCAGGCUCUGAUAGUGACUCAAAUAGUGAUUUAGACUCAGAUAGUGACUCGGACCUUGAUAGUGACUCGAGCAAUGAAUACGAUUCCACCAGUAGUUCAAUGGACUUCACUUCUACUUCUGAUACGUCCUCCGAGAUAUCUAGCUCAGUCGAAUCUACAAAAUGUCAUGGCAAACAGUGUGAGAAAAGGAGCCAUUUGAAUUAUGGCAAUCUGCACUUGCGGGUCGUUUUGAGACCAUUAGAAAUGUGUGGGUACGACAAGAGAGCGCUUAUAGCGAAGAUGCCAAACGUGAAGGUGCGUAGUGUUAAUACGAGAGUUCAAUGUUUGCACGAAAAUGGCAAGAGCGAUAAAGAGAGAGCAAGGCUUACUGUAGAUGACGAACAGAUAUUUCAAGGGAAAGGGGAUGGACUGAUGGACAGUCAGAUCCAGAUGGAUGAGCAUCACGAAUGCAUAUACGAUCAGAUAAAAGUCAGACAGAUAUACGAGCAGAGGCAAUUCGGACGGUUGGACAAUCAGAAAGAAGCUCGGAAGACAACUUCAAGAAAUGACCAAUCACCUGUCCAAACCUCUACUUUUUCUGCGUUUGAAAACAUGGACGCUGUUAUUAACAGUCCAUAUAAAGCAAAUUCCAAUAGUGAUUUUACUGACUCAGAAAGUGAUACAAUUUCUUACACCGUGUACUCAGAAAGCGAGUGGGGUUUAGCCAGUAAUCCUCAAACACUUGGCAUGCCCUCGUCUAGUUUGAACCAAACACAACACGGCAGGAAAGUUGAUAAACUGACAGAAAACGAACAGAAGAUUUGCGACCAGCAAGUGAAAAGUCUUGUGAACGAACGGAUAGAAGCCGAAAUGAUAGACAAACUCAAUGAUGGCAAACAAGUUGAGAAAAUGCACAAAGGAGACAGACAAAUGGACGAAAACAAAGUCAGACAGCUGGAACGACCUAUGGGGAAAGGACAAUUGGACGACCAGAAAGAAGAUCAGAAAACAGACAAGCGUGAAUUAGCUGAAAGGAUGGAUGAACAGAAAGAUGCCGGACAGAUUAGCGAACAGAAAGAAAGCAAACAGAUAGACCAACAGAAAGAAGCCGGACAUACGGACGAACAUAAAGAGGCCGGACAGAUAAAUAAACAGAAAGAAGCCGGACAGAUAAAUGAACAGAAAGAAACCGGACAGAUGAACAGACAGAAAGUAACCGGACAGAUGCUCCAACGGAAUAAAACCAGUCAGAAGCAAAGACGGAAUAAAGCUAGACCGAUAUGCUCACUCAAUUAUUCGCCUACAAAAACUAUACACUUACAGAGUCGGUCAAAACGACAACGAAGGCUUACAGAUAACCGGUUUGACUGGUUUGCCUGUGAUCAGGCUUUAGAAACAGACGAAAGAUUUGAGGAGACUCUCGCAUUUAUCAACAACCUCUAGAGAAACUCAUGAAGGGGUAAAAGAAGUGAAAAGAAAACGAACCCUUCAGCAGAAAAGAUAAAUGAAUAGAUAGAAACUGGACAGAUGUACGAACAGAAAGAAGCCAAACAACUGCACGGACAAAAAGAAAUCGGACAAAUGAAUGGACAGAAAGAAGCCGGACAGCUGGACGAACGGAAAGGAGCCAGACAGAUAAGCAUAUAGAAAAAGGCCGGACAGAGGGACAAACAGAAAGAAGCCGGACAGCUGGACAAACAGAAAGAAGCCGGACAGUUGGACGAACAGAAAGAGGCCAUACAGAUAAAUGAACAGAAAGAAGCUGGGCGAACAGAAAGAAGCCAGACAGCUGGACGAACAGAAAGAAGCCGGACAGAUGGACGGACAGAAAGAAGACGGACAGAUGGACAAAGUGCAAGAAGUCAGAAAGAUGAGCGGACGGAAAGAAGAUGGACGGAUGGACAAACCGAAAGAAGAUGGACAGCUGGAUGAACUAAAAGAAGCAGGAGAGAUGAACAGACAGAAAGAAAACGGACAUAUAGAACCCGGACAGAUGGAUGAAGAGAAAGAACCUGGACAGAUGAACGAAGAGAAAGAAGUCAGACAGAUGAGCAGACAGAAAGAAGCCGGGCAAAUUGACGAACAAAAAGAACCUGGACAGAUAGUUGAACAGAAAGAAGACGGACAGAUUACCCAACAGAAAAUAAUCAGACAGAUUGACGAACA
Messenger RNA from Nematostella vectensis (starlet sea anemone), 6550 nucleotides. Its product is annotated as serine-rich adhesin for platelets. Gene Ontology annotation, molecular function: 5'-3' DNA exonuclease activity; damaged DNA binding. Lineage: Eukaryota; Metazoa; Cnidaria; Anthozoa; Actiniaria; Edwardsiidae. The record is from RefSeq and is a predicted model, not a curated record. The transcript has 2 exons. Gene Ontology annotation, biological process: interstrand cross-link repair; protection from non-homologous end joining at telomere; double-strand break repair via nonhomologous end joining. The coding region runs from base 302 to 5827 and encodes 1841 amino acids.